AUCAUUUUUCCAGGUAGCCAUUUUUGAAACCUCUGAGACUCUGGAUCUGAACUCUAGGAUCUUGCUUCUUCUUCCUUGGAAUAUACACAAUAACACUUGCAGUCCCGCCGUAAUCUUGGAUCUUCUCAAUUCAGCAAACUGUCAUUCCCACGAGUUCUUGGUGUGCUUCCUCCUCUUACCUCUGCUUAAUUUCCAACUUCGUUCUCAGAGCUGUAUACACCUUUGAUUUGGGUACCUUAAAAUUUUCCCUAUAUUUUGAUAAAGUUCUUAUCUUUACGCUGAAAAGCUUGCAUUCUGAUUGUUUACGUUGUCUCGUUAGGAAGAUCAACUGAAUUCUCUUUCUGGGUUAUGGUUGAUUUUAGGAUUGAUUAGAAAAAUUCAGGAUUCCAUAGUUUAUAAUCUCCAAUUUUUCGUUAGGAUAAAAACCCACAAGCUGGAUUUGUAGUAUCAUGAAUAAUUAUCCAUUUGGGUCUAACAGUCCCAGGUCCUUCAGUGCAUAUCCAAGAGGUGACAUUGACAUAGAAUCAGGAACCAUCAGAAGAGCCCGUAAAUCUCGAAAUUCACCAUAUCAUCCCAUUAGAAUGCUUAAAUCUUUAGCUAGCCACCUUCACUACUAUUACAAGUUGCAUCCAUUUCUUGUUUUCUUCUCGUCCUUGUCAUUUGGAGUCACAAUAUUGAUAAUUCUUUCUUUGUAUGAGAACCACUACACCGUGUUGAGAAAUUAUCAAAGAACUGAUAUGGGGUUUAAUGAUAAUCCGUAUGCAAAACUUAAGAAUCUUGUAAUGGUUGCUGGCCACGCAGUUUAUACUAGUAGUAGUUGUGGGAAAGUUGAUGAGGAAGAUUCUUGGUUUUUGAUGCCUUAUCAGAAGCACUCAGGUCAGGCUGCUACUUUUUUGACCCACAUACGGGAGGGGAUAGACAUUGUAGCAAAAGAUGAUGAGGCUUUGCUUCUGUUUAGUGGUGGAGAAACUCGAAAAGAAGCUGGUCCUCAUAGUGAGGCACAGAGUUAUUGGUCUGUUGCUGAAUCAAAAGGAUGGUUUGGUGAAGAAGAAAGUGUGAGGUGGAGAGCAUUGACAGAGGAGCAUGCAAGAGAUAGCUUUGAGAAUCUUCUAUUCAGCGUGUGUCGUUUCCGAGAGCUUACUGGGUCAUAUCCGCAUAACAUAACUGUUGUAAGCUAUGAUUUCAAAGAGGAGAGAUUUGCACACUUGCAUCGCUCUGCUAUCAGUUUUCCAGAGUCACGGUUCUUCUACAUUGGCACUCCAGCUUCACCAAUGUCUAGAGAAGCAGCUUCGAAAGGUGAGGCCUUGGUGAGGGCUCAAUUUCAAGAGGAUCCAUAUGGAUGUAUCAGUUCACUUAAGGGGAAAAAACUAGGCCGUGAUCCCUUUCAUCGGACAAUUCCUUAUCCUGAAGGAUGCCCUGAAAUUAAAGGCCUAUUCAGACAUUGUGGGACUGCUCCUUAUCAGGGUUCCCUCCCUUGGGCUCAGUAAGGUAGAAUAUAGUCACUGUCUUAAAUCCCAAUAAUCUAUGCAACCCAAAGCACUCAAAGCUUGAUACUUGUAUUUUUAGUAGACAAAUAUUGGAGCUUAACUUCAUAAUCUGGUUAAACAAUACAUCAUUCACCCAAUUUAUAGAAAUAGAAAAGAUGAAAUUGUCUUCUCUUCUCUUCUUGCUUGUGUUCGUUGCCAUGACUGAUUGAAGUGACUUGCUUCUGAAUUAGCUUUGAAUGUACAAUGUUUCUGCCAUUGAUCUUAGUCUUUAAAAAAGCAGUCAAACUGUUGUACUCGUGUUAUAUGCAUUUCUGGCUGGCAAUCAAGAACUGGUUUCCCAGUGUAUCUUUGUAUAUCAAAAUCUAGGGUAGAGGGAUGCGUCCAGACUCCAGAAGUUCAU
Messenger RNA from Rubroshorea leprosula, 1887 nucleotides. The record is from the annotation of a GenBank genome assembly. Lineage: Eukaryota; Viridiplantae; Streptophyta; Magnoliopsida; Malvales; Dipterocarpaceae.